GUUACCAACAUGAUGAUGGUGUUACUACUAAUCUGGAUAAGGGGGUACCCAAGUUACCCUAUGAUGAGGGAUGGAUACAAGAUCAUAGCUCUAAACUGAGUCAGACUAGUAUUCAUGCAUUGAGGAGAGUAUUAGUAGUACGAGAAUGGGAAGAGAAGAGCAU
Messenger RNA from Perkinsus marinus ATCC 50983, 163 nucleotides. RefSeq lists its product as hypothetical. The record is from RefSeq and is a predicted model, not a curated record. NCBI's taxonomy places the organism in Eukaryota, Perkinsozoa, Perkinsida, Perkinsidae. The transcript has a single exon. The annotation marks the transcript as partial.